Molecule: messenger RNA, 1371 nt
Organism: Darwinula stevensoni
Lineage: Eukaryota; Metazoa; Arthropoda; Ostracoda; Podocopida; Darwinulidae
Source: the annotation of a GenBank genome assembly
AUGGCAGGGGAGACGUUGGGCAUUCCAAGUGCCAAUGAUUCCCUAAAGAAGGCAACUAUUAGAUCACCAUUCACAUUGAAGGAGUUUUCUGCCCAAGGAGAGACAGAGUCAAGUGAGGGACAUGCUAUUGUGAGAAUGCAUCCUCCUUUGUGGCAUACUCCAAUGACAGUUGAAGAAGAACCUGUAAGAUCAAGUCAAAACCUGAGCAAUGCAGAAAACAAUGAGUCAGCAAGAGACCCUACUGCUAGCCCUAGUGGAGGCAGUGAUGGCAGACAGGGAGAUUUGCCUGUAUCCAGAGUUCUAUUGGUGCCUUUUGGAAAGGACAUGGAAAUGUCUCAGGUGAAGCAGUUCUUGAUGAUUUGUCCCAUUCAAUCAACACAAAUAGAACAGAAAUCAAAAGCAACAGAAGUGGGAGAUGCACUUCCUCAUGAUGAAGUUGAUGAGGUUGAUUCUACUUAUGAUGAAACAUGUUGGGCAAAUGGAUAUGAAAGGGAAUGUUACAGGGAACAAAAGGAGGGGAAGCAAAACUUAGCUCAUCUGGUAAGAUCAUUGCCAUUCACUUGUGCCAGGAAUAGAAACUCACUGAGGAAAAAUAACUCUAACCACCUAAGGAAAUGGCACAUAGGAGCAGAGACCAUUAAGGUGAAAGGAAGCCUGGCAAAAAUGUGCAAAGUGGAGUUCCACAUUGGUCAGGGAAAGACAUUGCUGAAGGAGAGGAUUUGGACAAAUAAAAAGGAGAGGAUGGAGUGGAACUUUGUGCCAGUUUCUGCCUCAUCUAGUGUUGAAGAGAGUGAGGAAGAUGAAAUGACAGAUUAUGAAUCUGCCAGUUACAUUCCCUGCCAGGGAGAAGUCCAGCUGGUUGACCUAGAUCCAGGAGUGAAGAGGGAAAGAAAGGAAGAAAGAGUGUUGUGUCACAGUUGUGGCCGCUCCUUCCGUCGGACAUCAGAAUUCCGCAUCCAUGAACGAGUGUGCAUCUUGGGCCUUGAUCCCAUUGAAUAUCAUUGUCCCCAUUGCCCAAAAUCCUUUCGCUCUAAGCAUUAUGUCAAUGAGCAUGUUGCACAUCAACAUAAUGGCAGAAGACCAUUUUUAUGUGAUGUGUGCAAGAUGAGCUUCACUACCCGAGUGGUGCUCAGGGACCACAUGAAGACUCACACAGGGGAAAAACCCUUCCUCUGUGAUCUGUGUGGAGAGCACUUUGCAACAUUAAUGGUGAUGCGACAACACAGGCGUGUUCACACAGGUUCCCGCCCAUACAAGUGUCAAAUCUGUGAUUAUCGAGGGACGCAAAGAGCUUCUAUCUAUGUCCAUUUCAAGCAUCAUCAUCCUGAGAGCUUGAGUAUGAAGAGAAAGCAUGUCUUUAUGAAAGAGUGA